AUGGAGAUAGCAAUCCGCCGACAAACCUUUUGUGGCAAGUCUCAUUUGCAUUACAUAAAGACACAGCGCUCCAGUCUCUCCAAGUUGGACAGUGAGGAACAACUUCAGGUGUCACUGCCCAGUUCUCAAGCUCCACGAUCCAUUCAGCUACUGCAUAAGAGUGCAAUGCUCGAGCUGUUCCAGGAGCAACAGCGUCGAUCCUCAAUCCCGACGCUGCGUCGCUCGAAUACCCACCGACCGAGUACGUGUGUCUUGGUCGGGCGUAAUCUUGACUCAGAGACAGAAGAAUACGAACCAAAGCAAGUGGAUAUACCUAUCAUAUGUUUGUCCGCUCCCAGCAAUGUCAUGGCCGACGGCUUCGACACAAUUGGACAGCGCGAGUGCCAGAUCUGCUUCGAUAAGUUGGACGCGUCUCAGGCUCAUGCGUGUGUUUCUUGUUGUGGAUCUUUCUGUGCCAGCUGUACGCGCUGGUAUAUUGAGUAUAAGGUGCUGGAAGGCGAAGUAUCGCAGAAGAAGAUGGUGUGUCCGGCGCCGCGGUGCAAAAACCCAUUGUCCGAGGAGCUUGUUCAAGCCUUGGUGUCCCCUGAAAUAUUCGGCAAGUACAAAACAUUUCUCAAAAACCAGAGGGUUGGCAUCCGCUUUUGUCCGCGUGCAGGUUGUUGCGCUAUCUUGGAUGAGCCACUCAAUUCGUCGACGCGUAGGGUCAAAUGCCAGACAUGCAAACAAGAGUCGUGCAUGCGAUGCGGUGACGACUUUCACAAGAUACCGACUUGCCGUCACGUAGAGAAGCGUUUUGGCCAUUGGAAGAAGCGGCACAACGUGCGAGGGUGCCCCAGUUGCAAAACUGUCAUCGAAAAGCAAGGCGGCUGCUCGCACAUGAAGUGCUUUCAGUGCGACGAAGAGUUCUGCUGGUCUUGUCUUCGCCCGUGGCAUAACCACGAUGAAACUCUGUGUCUGCUGCUGAGCUUCUUGCGCUCCAAAAGCCUAAAGUAUGGCUGUUGGGCACCAAUGCGUGUCGUCACAAAGACAGCGAUUGUUGGUGUCGCAGCUGUAGCGGCAGUCGCCGGUGUUGGACUUGCAGUUGUUGUUCUACCACCUGUGCUAGGGUUCCAGUACGCAAAGGACUCCUAUCGGCGUCGCAAGUACACACGUUCGUCUUACAUCUGUGUGGCGGAAUGGGAUACGUAUCUGCACUAA
Messenger RNA from Peronospora farinosa, 1197 nucleotides. The record is from the annotation of a GenBank genome assembly. Lineage: Eukaryota; Oomycota; Peronosporomycetes; Peronosporales; Peronosporaceae.